AUGGAAUUUAAGAAAGAAAAACUAAGAGCUACUUCAUAAAGAUUUAAAAAGAUAACUUAAAAACUUGGAAUCUAAUCAUUAAAUAAAGAAGAAAGAUUUGAAGAAGGAAUGAAAGAUUUUCAUAAUUUAGAUACAUUUUUUACAGUCACAGAUUUACUGAAAGAUAUGAAUAAAGAUCAGCCAACUCCAGAAAGAUAAGCAUUAUUUGAAAGUUAAUAAACUUUAAUUAAAACAAAACUUAAACUCAAAAAAUGGAAGUCACAAUACCCUGAUUAUUUAAAGUUUGAAGAAAAACCUCCUUAAAUUUAAUAUAGAUAUUAAGUUCCUCUUUUAUAAAAAGCUAAAACAUAUUUAAAUUUAGAAAAAUAUGAACCAUAAUUAAGUAAAUAGAUUGAAAGUUUAUCUUCUUUAUUAAAAGAAAAAUUUUUAAAUGUUGAUUUAAAAGAAUAUCCAUAACUUUAAUUAUUUUAAGAAAUUAGUCAAUUUGAGGAUAAAAGAAUUAGAACAGAAUUUGAUGAAAAUUUGAGAGACAGUUAUAGUAAAGAUAAACUUUCUUAAAGAUUAGAAUAAUGUGAUCAAAAACCAAGUGUCUCUUAUGAUAUAUACUAUAAAAAUUAUCAUAAAUAGGCUGAUUAAUUAAGAAAUAGACUCCAUUAAUAAUAAAUGAAUUUUUUUAAUUAAAAAUGGGGAAAUUCUGUUGUAAAAAUGAAAAUGAAAGAAGCUUAGGAUAAACGUGGAUUCUUAGAAAAAGCAAAAUAAAUAAGAAGACCAGCUGUAACUAAAAAAGUUGUUUUGCCAUAUCUAGCUCCUGUUAUCAAAAAUAUUAUAACUGAUAUUUGUAUGUAGGAAGCUGAAAUGAUGGAAUAAAAAAGAGAUUUUAAAAAAGAUAUAAAAGAAUUAGCAAAGAUUAGUUCAGACUUUUAUGAACCUAAGCCUUAACCAUAAAUUAUGGGAUUAAGAAUUGUAAAUUCUUGA
Molecule: messenger RNA, 975 nt
Organism: Paramecium sonneborni
Lineage: Eukaryota; Ciliophora; Oligohymenophorea; Peniculida; Parameciidae
Source: the annotation of a GenBank genome assembly